This is a messenger RNA of Microcebus murinus (gray mouse lemur), 1464 nucleotides long. NCBI's taxonomy places the organism in Eukaryota, Metazoa, Chordata, Mammalia, Primates, Cheirogaleidae. The record is from RefSeq and is a predicted model, not a curated record.
AUGGGCGUGGCUACGCAGCUCAUCUGCACAACCCGUGCGUGUCGUCAUGAGAACUCUAUUGCUCGACUAGAGAGAUCGGAGCCGAUGGUUCUGAAAGAAAUAGAGUUGCAAGAGAUUCAGGAUGGAAUUCGGGAUUUGGAGAGUUACGAUGAUGUUCCAGAAGAAGACGACUUCGCUCUAGAUUGCAGGGCGGCUGGCGGGGCUGUUGCUGCGGCGCCCGAGUGCCGGCUUCUGCCCUAUGCGCUGCACAAAUGGAGCUCCUUCUCCUCCACCUACCUUCCCGAAAACAUUUUAGUGGAUAAACCAAAUGACCAGUCUUCAAGAUGGUCUUCAGAGAGCAACUAUCCUCCCCAGUACUUGAUUCUGAAGCUCGAAAGGCCUGCUAUAGUUCAGAAUAUCACAUUUGGAAAAUAUGAGAAAACUCAUGUCUGCAAUUUGAAGAAAUUUAAAGUCUUUGGUGGAAUGAAUGAAGAAAAUAUGACAGAGCUAUUGUCUAGUGGCUUAAAGAAUGAUUAUAACAAAGAAACGUUCACCUUGAAGCACAAAAUUGAUGAACAGAUGUUCCCUUGUCGAUUCAUUAAAAUAGUUCCACUCUUGUCCUGGGGGCCCAGCUUUAACUUUAGCAUCUGGUAUGUUGAACUUAGUGGCAUUGAUGAUCCUGAUGUAGUACAACCCUGUCUCAACUGGUAUAGUAAGUACCGUGAACAGGAAGCCAUUCGCCUUUGCCUAAAACACUUCAGACAACAUAACUAUACAGAGGCUUUUGAAUCACUGCAAAAGAAAACCAAGAUUGCAUUGGAACAUCCCAUGUUAACAGAUCUUCAUGACAAACUGGUGUUGAAGGGUGAUUUUGAUGCUUGCGAAGAGUUGAUUGAAAAAGCUGUAAAUGAUGGCUUGUUCAAUCAGUAUAUCAGUCAACAGGAAUAUAAACCACGAUGGAGUCAAAUCAUUCCCAAAAGCACCAAAGAUGAUGGAGAAGAUAACCGGCCAGGAAUGAGAGGAGGCCAUCAGAUGGUUAUUGAUGUUCAAACAGAGACUGUUUAUUUGUUUGGUGGCUGGGAUGGAACACAAGAUCUUGCUGACUUCUGGGCAUACAGUGUGAAGGACAACCAGUGGACAUGUAUCUCUAGAGACACUGAGAAAGAGAAUGGUCCUAGUGCCAGAUCAUGUCAUAAAAUGUGCAUUGACAUUCAGCGGAGGCAAAUCUACACAUUGGGGCGUUAUUUGGAUUCCUCUGUGAGGAACAGCAAAUCUCUGAAAAGUGAUUUCUAUCGAGCAGCAGUCUCCAACCUUUUUGCCACCGGGGGCUGGUUUCCUGGAAGAAAAUAUUUUCAUGGACCAGAGAACCACGGCGGCAAUGCCUUAGAAGGGACGGACGGCACCCUUAUGCCAAGUGGGAAACCCAAUGCAACCCACGUGACGAUUAACCUGGCCCAAGGGCAGUUUGGCCUGCUUGGAGUCUGA